AUGUCGUCGCAAUACAUAAAUGAUAUCGCCAAAAACUACUGUUAUCAAGUGGAAUAUGUGUGCAGCCCGCAUGCAACUUGCCCACCUGCCCGUCAGGCUACUACAAAGAAGCCCAGCUAUUCAUUGUUUGUCUUCGUCAUCGUCACUUUCACGGUUUUCGCACAAAUGCCUGAGCGCAGCUCUGCCGCCUCGUUGGCGCACCGAACGCACACUAAAUCGGAAUCGUUGGAGUCCGUUGAGGAUACAUUGAAUUUGUUGCAUGAACUGACACGAUUUAUGCACGACAAGCACAAAGUUGGCGCGGAGAAUGAGACUGGCGAUGACCACGGCUACUUAGGGCAAGUGCGACGUCUGUAUAAACGGCACAAUGGCGUUAACAAAGCACUGACCAGGAGCGAUGACGAACCGGAAUGGCAAAAUGUUUGUGGGAUGGACAGCGCCUGGAGUGGAGAUGAGAUCGCGGAGGACCUUAGUCACGAUUACAUACAGUUGUACAUGAAAGGUCUACGCAUAGCCGUACGUCUGGAGUAUAACACCCUGAAGACUAGCGGAUUUCACGAGAUCGACAUAGACGACAUGCGAGCCUGGCGUCGCCAUGAACGAAAGUACAAAUUUUUGCCUACACUGGAACAUAAUGCAGGGAUUGCACCCGUUUGCUGGCAUCAGAGCAUGCAAAAGUUCAUCGCUUCCUUUGCCUAUCUUUACAAAAUCCAACAGGAAUGGGAUCAAAAAUACCUACAUACACAAAGUGGCAUCGCACGUGAGCUGCACGCACUGUUGCAAAGCUCUAAACGCAUGCUUUGCGAAAUGGAGACGAGCAUCAAAGGCAGUUAUCCGCGUGACAAGCAACAACUCAACACCAUCACACGCGACGAAAUGCUGGCCACAAUUAAUUUUUACACUAAGAAUAGCAGCAGCGCUGCUGCGGGACAACGUGGCGUGAAUCACACGGAUUUACGCUUUGCCAAAUUUUUCUAUCAAAACUAUUUGCUGCGUAUUUGGAAGUCCCUGUCGCGACAUGCCAACAACAUUCAAUUGCAAUACACCUGCGCUAAAGUUGCUACCCCGUCGUCGAUCCUCGAUAAGAGUUUGGAGAAUGAAGCUUCGAUUAUGAGUAGUGAGGUGGAGGAUGAUGCUGAGGAAUAG
Messenger RNA from Anastrepha obliqua, 1146 nucleotides. RefSeq lists its product as uncharacterized. The transcript is spliced from 4 exons. The record is from RefSeq and is a predicted model, not a curated record. Bases 1 to 1146 code for a protein of 381 amino acids. Gene Ontology annotation, biological process: cell surface receptor signaling pathway via JAK-STAT; embryonic development via the syncytial blastoderm. Lineage: Eukaryota; Metazoa; Arthropoda; Insecta; Diptera; Tephritidae.